CAAUCACCCGACUGCCCAAGGCGAGGUUAUGACAAAUGGGAUGUUCCGUUGCCUCAUGAACGGCUGCGGUACGGCUAUCAAGAAUGAACAUAGAAAUAUUCAAUCGCAUCUCGACAAGCACAAUCCAAAUUCGAAGUACAGACUGAAGCAAGAAUAUAAGCCGCGACUCUGUGGAGUUUGCGGCAAGUCAACUACUAGUUGCAACAAUCUAAUCAAGCAUGUACGAGACCAGCACGGUGUCAGAGGAAGCACCACUGCCAUCCAGGAACAAUAUGCAACGACCCAGGAUGGAGAUGUGAUCAACGUGACAGUCGUUCAAGAUGAAACUGGAUAAGGAGUUAAAAGUCUUUCGCAUGGAGGUAUUAGGGCGUUGGGACCGUGGGGUUAUUAUGGAAAAAGAUACGUAUUAUGAGUUUAUGGGCCUGUGAAUUUUCCGAGGUUAUGAGUUACACGAUUCAACGUUAGCUAGAAAGAUAGUACUAAAGUGAGUACUACAAGACGGUAACGUCUUACAAUAUUCG
Molecule: messenger RNA, 521 nt
Organism: Annulohypoxylon truncatum
Lineage: Eukaryota; Fungi; Ascomycota; Sordariomycetes; Xylariales; Hypoxylaceae
Exons: 1
Coding region: 29-334 (101 amino acids)
Source: RefSeq, a predicted model, not a curated record